AUGGAUCGCAAUUUCGAUAUACCUGAUUCCACCGACUGGGCAGCCACACCACUCCCAGAUGUUGCCCACUUCGAAUCCGCCUUACGAUGUCAGAUAUGCAAGGACUUCUUCGACAACCCGGUCAUCACCUCCUGUUGCCAUACCUUUUGCUCUCUGUGUAUACGGCGGUGUCUGAGUUCUGAAGGAAAAUGCCCUGUCUGCCGCAGCAAUGACCAGGAGCUUAAGCUACGCCGAAAUUGGGCUGUUGGGAGUCUCGUCGAGUCAUUCAAGACAGCAAGGCCGUCAAUGCUUGCGUUUGUGAGGAAUAAUCCGAUACAUACAACGCUAGUAUCUAGACCAGGGUCAGAGGAUGCAGUGGAAAACCCGGCGACGAAGAGGAGAAAGAUUGACCAUAUCGGUGGAGAUAGUGCUACGGGCCUGGAGACUAGUAGGAGGACGAGGUCACAAGGUAGGAGGUUAGAAGACAACGCAAAGUCGGAGUACGAGCCGGUGAUUAUACCAGAUAGUGCAGAUGAAGAAGACGGAGAAAAGGAAGAUGAAGAGUAUCAGCCAGAUGACGGACUCGUGGCUUGCCCCGUCUGCAUGAGAAGAAUGAAGAAUGAAGCAGUGUUUUCUCAUUUAGAUAACUGCACCGGCACGCCAGAAAAAGAAAGCGGUUCCAAGUCUAAUGGGAUUAUUGGGUUCCAAGGGUUGAGAAGCUCCCCAAGCACUCCUAAGACCUUCAGUCGUCUUCCAACAAUAAAUUACUCCAUUUUCAAAGAAAACACUCUGCGCAAAAAGCUCAAGGAACUUGGUAUUCCAGAUUGGGGUCCGAAGCCCAUCUUACAAAAACGGCACACAGAAUGGAUGAAUUUAUGGAAUGCAAAUUAUGAUUCUAUAAAUCCUAAAUCAAAGCGAGAUCUUCUCCGGGAUCUCGAUGUUUGGGAAAGGACCCAGGGUGGACUGGCAACCUCACAAGCUUCGUCGAGAGUCAAUUCUGCGAUAAUGAAGAAAGACUUUGAUGUGACUGCUUGGUCGCAGUCGCAUGAUGAUGACUAUAGAAAACUCAUAGCAGAGGCGCGCAGUAUGAUGGCUAAACGUGUAGCGGUAUCUAAUGGGAAUGCAGAAGGCCAACCAAAUGAAGAAGAGGUCAAUGAAGGGUCACUGUCAGCGCCAGCGCCAACACCGAUGGCAGCGGUUACGACACCGUCUCACGAGCCAGUUCUGGAACAGCCGAGCGAGGCGAAGGAGACCAGAGGCGAGCAAGACCAUCCUGAGAUAGAGCCUGAUAGCACAGACAAAUCGAUGCAGGUUGCUGUAGUGGCACCAUAG
Messenger RNA from Trichophyton rubrum CBS 118892, 1311 nucleotides. Its product is annotated as DNA repair protein rad18. The transcript has 3 exons. Lineage: Eukaryota; Fungi; Ascomycota; Eurotiomycetes; Onygenales; Arthrodermataceae. The coding region runs from base 1 to 1311 and encodes 436 amino acids. Gene Ontology annotation, molecular function: single-stranded DNA binding; ubiquitin protein ligase activity. The record is from RefSeq and is a predicted model, not a curated record. Gene Ontology annotation, biological process: protein monoubiquitination; DNA damage tolerance. Gene Ontology annotation, cellular component: nucleus; Rad6-Rad18 complex.